AUUCACAAAGUUUUGUUUGGUUUUCCAAAAAGAUUUAAUAAUCACCAAGUAUUGGAUUAUUAAACAUGCUGCUAUUCCAGUAUGACGGGACGCUGUUUGGAAUGCUGGACUUUGCGCCAAACGCUGUCAGCAGCGAAAAAUAGCAGAUAAUUUGAGCGUUUGUUAAGAGGCUAAUGUUAGCUGCGUUAGCAGCAGUAGCGCUGUCUUAUCAUAACCAUGUCCUGUAACCUAGUUUAAAGUGUUGGGAGCUGCCCGCUUGGCAAGUUAUUGAAUUAGGUAACUAAGCGAAAGGCUGAGAUAGGCAGGGAGGUUCUGUGUAUUUAUUGUUUUAUACAAAGUGUGCUAGAGUUACAGCUAGUUAGCUAACGUGACAUUUAAAUAUAAACCCACUUGUCAUUACUGGUUUAAAACAUAGGAUAAAGCCUCUAUGAAAUCAACUGCGGUUGUCAUCGCUGUCCCAGUAUGUCUUCCAAGGACGACCCCCGCAUCCUGGAGGAACAGGUGAAGAGUUUAUCGGAUGAGUUGAUGCAAUGCCAGGCCGACAAGGAGUUUGUGUGGUCCCUGUGGAAACGCCUGCAAGUGGCAAAUCCUGACUUGACCCAGGCUGUUAGUUUGGUGGUUGAGCGUGAGAAGCACAAAGCUGAGCUGAAGGACAGGAAGGUGUUGGAGAUCCUCCAGUCCAAAGAUUACAAGAUUCAGGAACUAGAACAGAAAGUGACAGGACAACAGCAGGAGAUUAACAGCUUGGUGCAGAGGACGACGGCGGAUGGCGAGAUUGCCUUAAUGAAGGAGGAGCUGACAGCUCUGCGUGAACAACUGCUCCAUAAGAACCAGGAACUUAAGGAAAUGAAGAUGGAGUGUAAGAAGAAAGAGGAGAAGGAGCAGCAGGUGGUGCAGGCUCUAGGGGAGGAGCAGAGGGGAUUAACAUCCCGCUGCGCUGCUCUGCAAGCUGACCUGAAGGAGAAAGAGAAGCAGGCUGACAGCCAGCGAGACCAGAGGAAUGCUGCUCAGGCUCGAGUAAAGGAUCUGGAGGAAAAGCUGCACAACGCCUGGCAGGAGUUGUCUAGUCUGCAGAGUCAUAGUAGCCAUUUGACGGUGCAGCUCUCUUCCAAAGAGAAGGAGGUGGCAGCAAAAGAGGGACAAUUAAGUCAACUUCGUGUUGAGCUUGCAGAAGUGCAGACUCUGUACAGACAGAGCACAGAGCACGCAGCAGAACAGAGCCAUCUCAUCAAGCAACUGGAAGGACUCAACCUAGAUACACAAAGAGUCCUCAGGAACCAAGAAGAGGCACACACUGCUGACGCCACUUCCUAUCAGAAGCUGUACAAGGAGUUAAGUCAAUGCUACCAGAGCCUUGUGUCUAGUGAGGCCAACCUCCGCCUUAGUCACCAGGAGCUCUGCACCCAGGUGUCUCAGAAGGAGCAACACAUCCUGCAACUUCAGGCCCAGCUGCAGCAACAGCAGCAGGAAAACACACAACUUCAGCAGCAGCUGCAGGCUCAACACAACAUUUACCCCUCACCCAAUAAACAAACCAACUUCAUGGCUCUGGUUUCAGAGCAGGCUGACGGUGUAGCUCACAGGCCUAACCUCAACUCUGGCCAAGCCUCCACCCAAGGCUCAGAUCCCAGACCGGAGGACACGACCCUUCAUCGCAAAUCUACCAGUUCAGUCAGACGAGAGCAAGGUGCACCUGUACAGCGGUCCAGGUCUCUGUCCCCAGCCAGCAGUGUGGAUUUGGGUAAUGGGAGAAGGAAAAGAGGAGCAGAACAGAGGAUUAAAGACCUUGAGGAGCUGCUGAAGCUGAAGGUGGAGGAGAAUGAAGAGCUCAGGAAGGCUCACGAUAAACGCCACGAGCGCCUGCGUCUGAUUCAAAGCAACUACAAGACCGUCAGAGACCAGUUAAAAGAGCUGGAGAAGUCUACUGGCUUGUCGGGGCGAAGGACGCAGCGUGCAGAGCCGUGGCAGUUAAGACAAGAGGACAGUGAUGCAGUGUGGAACGAGUUGGCCUACAUGAAAAACCUCACCAGGAAACUCUCUAAUGAAAAAGCCUGCCUGGAAGAGGAGCUGGACAUGUUGCGAGUUCAGGCUGCCACGGACCGGGCCAGCGUGAAGGAGCUCCACCUGUGUCUUGCUAAUGAACACCAAGAAUUGCUUCACAAAGUGGUGGAGGAGCGCCAGGUCAAAAGCAGCACUCCGAAAAAGCCUUGUGUUACUUCAGAGCGAAUGGAACAGUCAUUUAAAAAGAUUGAGCAGCUGGAGCAGAGGAUGAUAUCCCUGGAGGAGGAAACGGAGAAACUGAGGGAAGAGAACGAGCACUUGCUUAAGGUCAAUGAAGACUUGUCCCAUAAAUGCCGCAGACUCCAAGCCUUCGCAGAACACGCGCAGAAGCAGGAAGCUGUCCGUGAAGAGGCGGCACAGGCCAAAGCCCGGGUGCAGGAGGAACAACAUCACAGCGAGGUCAUGGCUCUAGAAGCCCGGCUGGUCACUUCUGAGAAAGACGCCUCUAAGUAUCAUCAGCAGGUGCUGAAGAUGAGACAGGAGCUGGGGAUUCUUAGAGCAGCUAAAGACUUCUAUAAGAACCGUGCAGCAGGACCGACGCUCAAAUUGACAGGUGGGACCGCUGGCAACAUUAGCAACAAGGUGAAAUUUAAAACAGCUCGGCCCAAAGGUCUGCGGCACCAGGGAGACCAUCGAACCCUCAUCCCCAAUCAAGCCAUCAGCUGGCAAGGCCGCAGCCCAAGUCCCACUAAGGACGAGUGGGAGGACAUCAGCGUAGAUAGUGACAGUGGCGACGACUACUCUGACAGUCUCAACAGCAUCGCUUCAGGAACAGAACCUUCAAGACGGUCUGCCAACACAAAGGCUUACAGGUGUUUACUGAUCUCAAACACAGAGGCAGAAUGGAACAGAAAACAACCUGAUGUUCUGGCCCAAGACGAUAAACAGCAUGAGCCCUGGGAACGAGGGAUGAAAACAGAGAAAAGGAGGUGGAGGAGGAAGAGGAUGCCCACGAAGACCCAACGCUGCUCCUCCUCCUCUCUGCAGCAGCGCGUGGAGUCUCUACAGCGUCACAUCGAAAUACUGCGAGGUGCCAGGAAAGACGCUGUGCUGUCAGCCAGAGACCUGCGAAGUGCCAAUGAGAAGAUCACUGCACAGCUCAACUCGCUCACUGAGAAGCUCGGUCACAGCAAGCAGCUCGCACAGAAGCUGACCUCUGACCUGGCUGGUGUGGAGCAGCAGAAAAAGGUCCUGCAGAUGGAGCUGGAGCAGUGGAGGCAGAUCACACUCCCCCAGCAAACUGCACCACCACCACCACCACCACCAGUACCAAUAGCACCAGUACUCGUAAACUGCUCCUGCCAGGGCAGAACCGUUCUAGCCCCAUCUAACCCUGUUUCUCAGGCCCUGCAGGCCGAAAUCAAGCAACUUCAAGCCAAACUCAAGAGUGCAAGUGCGGAGGUCACAAGGCAGGUGGCAGCUAACAAAGCCCUGCGAGCCCAACUCCAGGAGAAGGAAGACAAGCUCUGUCAGCUGCAAGACAAAGCGAGCCACACAGAGCGUGAUGUGAACAUGAAAAGGCAGCUGAUCGAGGAUCUGAAAACGAGACUGAAGUUUCUGCAGGAGAUGGAGAAUAGUUACAGAGGACAGGGGGAGGACCUGGAGAAGAAGGUAAAGACUUUAGCAGAAGAGGCAACCAACAGGAAAGCCCUUAUUGAAUCACUGAAGAGAAGACUGAAUGUGGCAACUACUGAGAAAAGCCAAUACGAGGCCUCCUGCAAUAAACUUAAAGAGGACCUGGAAAAAAAGGAGCAGCGCAUGCACGCCCUCCAGGCUCGUCUGGGAGCCAGUGAGCAGGCUUUGUCUGCAUUGGAACAGACAGCCACUGAGCAGAUGCAGGGGUUAACCCAGCAGAGCUCCCAUGUCAUGGAUAAGCUUCAGAGACAGCUAGGCCAGGCCUACUCCCAGCUGGAGCAGCUUCAAUCUUUCAUCAAGGCCCUGGCCAGCGAAAUACUUUUAGACGUUCGAGAGGUCAAGCAGCUGUUGAUGAAGAGGAGGAGGUUGAAGCAGGCCAAUGCUGUGGCAGUAAAGGGCGGCCUCUCAGCCAAGUCCAUGAUCAAAGCCAAGUCUAUUGCUGCCUCCAUCCUCAAUAUGUCAGAGAACGAUCUUGCGGACAUAAUGGACACUGAUCAGGGGGCAGAAGCCUGUUCUGCAGGUCCAAAGGAUCAGGAGUGGCUGGACAGCUUCAAGCACAUCCUGCAACAAAAGAUCCCCUCUGCCGGCCAGCUAAUGGAGGCGGUGCGCGUAAAGAUGAAGGAGAGGAAAGUGCUGACAGAAGAGCUGGCCACGCUCGCAACACCAGUCAGCGAAAAAGCCUGACUCCCUGGGCUGAGGCUGGAAAAACUGUCAUCCUCGUCUCCUUCCCCCUCCCUCCCUCCCUCCCUGCGCAGCUCCCGCUCAGUGGGAACGGGGCCGGGCCGGGCCGAGCGGCCGCAGCAGGACCAAUAUUUGUGAGGAAAGCGCUGUCGACUCACUCUGGGCCACCGGCGCAACACAGCGGCGCAGCUUUUGUAAAUGAGCCCUCAACAUCUGUGUUGGCGCCCCGUGCCUGUGUUACAGACGGGGGCCCUUUAGCGCCAAGCUAAUUUACAGGGCUGCCCCACUCCCCGACUCCCUGCACAGACCUGGGGGGAUGGGGCAGAUGCUUACGCUAAAGUAUACCUGUUUUUUGUCUUUUUUUUUACCUUUCUCUCUAAUUUAUCUGGCACCUCGAGGACCUGAGGGGCAGCGACUUGACCUAGCAAUGCCAACUCAUCACUUUGAUAAAGUCAGGAGUUCAGCACCGAGCCCAACGUUCACCGGAAGCAGUUGGAUCCAUUAAUCAGACCUGAUGCAGCGUUGCUCUCAGAGACCACGUGGAAUUAUUCAGACAGCCCAACGGAGCUCAUGCGCAUGUAGAUCUUAAAGUAUUUGUUCUGUAAUUAUGUUACAUUUAAAUUAUUCUAUUCAUUUCCAAAUAAACAAUUCCUGAAGA
Betta splendens (Siamese fighting fish) is the source of this 5035-nucleotide messenger RNA. RefSeq names its product centlein, centrosomal protein (gene cntln). Gene Ontology annotation, biological process: centriole-centriole cohesion; protein localization to organelle. The transcript has 27 exons. Bases 463 to 4380 code for a protein of 1305 amino acids. Gene Ontology annotation, cellular component: centrosome; centriole. NCBI's taxonomy places the organism in Eukaryota, Metazoa, Chordata, Actinopteri, Anabantiformes, Osphronemidae. The record is from RefSeq and is a predicted model, not a curated record.